CUGCCUAGCUGCCUUUCGGGAGCAAGGGGGAAGAGUUGCUUACUGAUUGGCGCGUUCCGUUUGGCGCCAACUAGGAACGGGGGCGGGGCAGCGACUGUCUACUAAGCAAUUACCGCGAAAGGCCUUCUCCCGAGAGACAGCGGCCCGGGAGGGAGGUUGCCGGCGCCCGCCCGCCCGCUGGCCUCGCGGGGUGAGGGGGAAGCAACCUUGCGUGUGGCUGGCGCCUGCUGGGUCCGGACACCCGCCCGUCCGCGCCGCUUCUCCCGCGACAGCCGCGUCCCUGAACCGCGGGGUCGUGUUUGUGUUUGACCCGCAGGCACCGGCGGCGGGGCUCGCGGCCCAGGCCAGUGGCGGCAGGGCGGGGCGGCGCGGCGGAGGAAGAGGGAGCGGGAGCCCCGGGAGGCCGGGCGCCGCCAUGGAACUGGGCCCGGAGCCCCCGCAUCGCCGCCGCCUGCUCUUCGCCUGCAGCCCCACUCCUGCGUCGCCCGUCGAGAAGACGCUGUUCGGCACGCCAGCCGCGGGGGGCCUGUCGCCUGUCACCAACCUGACGGUCACCAUGGAUCAGCUGCAGGGACUGGGCAGUGAGUAUGAACAGCCGCUGGAGGUAAAGAACAGCAGUCUGCAGAGAAUGGGCUCCUCCGAGUCAACCGAUUCAGGCUUUUGCCUGGAUUCUCCUGGGCCCUUGGACAGUAAAGAAAACCUUGAAAAUCCUAUGAGGAGGAUACAUUCCCUGCCUCAGAAGCUCUUGGGGUGUAGUCCCGCUCUGAAGAGGAGCCACUCUGAUUCCCUUGACCGUGACGUCUUUCAGCUGAUGGACCAGGAUGAGAACAAGGAAAACGAAGCCUUUGAGUUUAAGAAGCCCAUAAGACCCGCGUCUCGAGGCUGCCUGCACUCUCACGGACUUGAGGAGGGUAAAGAUCUCUUCACACAGAGGCAGAGCUCUGCCCCGGCUCGGAUGCUUUCCUCAAGUGAAAGAGAUGGCGGCGAGCCAGGGACCUGCAUCCCGCUGUUUAUGCCCCAGUCGCCUGUGACUGCCACGUUGUCUGAUGAAGAUGAUGGCUUCAUGGACCUCCUCGAUGGGGAGAACCUGAAGAAUGAUGAAGAGACCCCAUCCUGCAUGGCAAGCCUGUGGACAGCUCCCCUCGUCAUGAGAAGGACUACAAACGUGGGCAAUCGGUAUCAGCUGUUCGACUCCACCUCCCCGGGCAGCUUGGCCGCGCGGUCGCUGUUGAAAAGGCCAGAACGGUCCCAAGAGGAGUCCCCACCCGGAAACACGAAGCGGAGGAAGAGCACGGCUUGGGCCGGCCCCGAAGAGGCGGCGAGCCCAGGGAAGCCCCCGGAGAUUCUGCAUCAGUCUGUAUCCCUGGUGUCUUCCUCAAAAGGGACCAUUGAGAACAUUUUGGAUAAUGACCCGAGGGACCUUAUAGGAGACUUCUCCAAGGGUUAUCUCUUCAAUACAGUUGCUGGGAAGCAUCAGGAUUUAAAAUACAUCUCUCCAGAGAUUAUGGCGUCUGUUUUGAAUGGAAAGUUUGCCAACCUCAUCAAGGAGUUUGUCAUCAUCGACUGCCGGUACCCGUAUGAAUACGAGGGCGGCCACAUCAAGGGCGCGGUGAACUUGCACAUGGAGGAGGAGGUCGAAGACUUCUUACUCAAGAAGCCCAUCGUGCCUGCCGACGGCAAGCGUGUCAUCGUGGUGUUCCACUGUGAAUUUUCCUCCGAGCGAGGCCCUCGCAUGUGCCGCUACGUGCGAGAGCGAGAUCGGCUGGGCAACGAGUACCCCAAACUCCACUACCCUGAGCUGUACGUCCUGAAGGGCGGGUACAAGGAGUUCUUCCUGAAGUGCCAGUCUCACUGUGAGCCCCCCAGCUACCGGCCCAUGCACCACGAGGACUUCAAAGAAGACCUGAAGAAGUUCCGCACCAAGAGCCGGACCUGGGCGGGGGAGAAGAGCAAGAGGGAGAUGUACAGCCGCCUGAAGAAGCUCUGAGGCCGGCGGGGCAGGCGGCGGCCUGAGCCUCCUCCGUCCUCCACCCCUUUUUGCUGCAGAGAAACCUGAGCGAAGGGGCCGACUCGGUGACACUGGAGAGAGAGCCUGGGCUUCCCGCCUCAACCCUCACUUUCCACACUCCCAGGGUCAGAGCCCAGCGCGCCCUGCUGGCUGCGCCUUUUCGUCCCUGCGUCAGGCCUGCCUCCCCAGGCUGUCACGGGCCCAGUUUUGAGCACCAAGACGAUGCACCACCUGCCUCUUCGUCCCCUGGGCUGGAGAACCUCCUGGGGCACCACUGGGUCCCGCCCCUCCGAGAGGGGAGGGCGAGGCGAGGGCGUGACGCGACACAGCGGAAGUGCUGCCGGUCAGACACCACAGGCGGCCUGGGAAGGACGCAGUCUGCGUGGGGGAACCCGUGUCUUUAAUUUAUUCAACCUCAUCAAUCACUUUAUUUUUUUUAACUCCUGGAAACUUUUAUUUAACUGCUCUUUAAGUCAAAAUACUGCCAUUUUAUCAUCCCAAGGACUACCUCUGCUUUUAAUUAAAAAGGGGGGGAGAAGAGGCCGAACGGGCGUGUGGGACAGGAGUAGCGCUGUCACCCCCACCCCCGGGAGGCGCUGCGGCGCGGGGGCUGCCGCUAUUUAAAGCCAAAGACUGAGACGGCGGUGGGAGCAGCGGGCACUGGACUCGGCCUUCCUGCCGGGCGGGAGCUGCGCCUCCAGGACCUGCCUCGAAGGCCCCUGAGGUCUGCUGGGGGCGGGGUGAGACCCCGCUCCUGCCGCAGUUCCCUGUGAGGUCGGCCGGCAGAGGAGUGGAUGCGGAAAGCACUUCAGGCAGCUUGCAUGGGGCUCCCCACCCCCACCCCGGUGGUCAGUGUUGGAACGUGGUAGCGUAGGUGUCCCCAAGUAGGGAGACUGGGCUGGGGGCGGGAAAUAUGCACUGAGUGUUCUAUGACUCUGGUACUCCUGGUAGCUUUUGAUUUUCUGAAAAUAGUGAUUUUAUCGGUCAAGGAGUAUCAGAUCAGUGUUGGCUGGCCCAUCCAAGGGCGGGGCGAGGGGCUGGAAGCCCUGGGCUUCAGGAGAAGGACGAGGGUGCGGGCACAGCGGUGCCUGGGGUGUUUCUCAGGAGGCAGUGUGAUGGGUUGUGAAGGCAGAACUCUCUGAGUUUAUCAUGUUUUAAUUUGAGGGGCAGGGAGUGGUGGGUCGUCCCCAGUGGCUUCCUCCUCCAACCCCGUGGAAGCAGGGGGUCUCCAAGGAGCGCCUCCCAUCCGCGGAGCCAGGGCCGCCUUCACUGCUUCUGGACAGGCCUGUUCGUUCUGCUCAUCCCCACCGACCGGCGCCAGCCCCCUCGCCAUCUCUGCGCCCUCGGGGUGCAGCCAAGUUCGCCCCGUGCACAGGAGUGAGUCCCCCUCCUGCCUUGGCUUCCUGCUGUGGAGCUGGGGAGGGAACCGGCUGGUUGCUGUGUUAAUGGGUUUGAGUUGCAUUUGGCUGUAGAACAAUCUUGUUCGAAGAAAAGUUUGAGGGAGAAGACCUAUGCCCCCCCCACACACACUGAGAGGUCGCCGUUGGUCUGUGUAAUCUGGUCUGCAGGGGUUCUGUGGUUCGAAGGCCUGGAGAGGGAGGUGGAGCGCCGUUCGGAUUGUGCCGCCCUGAGUAGCAUUGCUAACCGGCUGUCGCAGGCUCUGAAAAUAAACCGCCAGUCCUGAACCCA
Messenger RNA from Phyllostomus discolor (pale spear-nosed bat), 3697 nucleotides. RefSeq names its product cell division cycle 25A (gene CDC25A). Gene Ontology annotation, biological process: positive regulation of G2/M transition of mitotic cell cycle; positive regulation of G2/MI transition of meiotic cell cycle; protein dephosphorylation. The record is from RefSeq and is a predicted model, not a curated record. NCBI's taxonomy places the organism in Eukaryota, Metazoa, Chordata, Mammalia, Chiroptera, Phyllostomidae. Gene Ontology annotation, cellular component: cytoplasm; nucleus. The coding region runs from base 416 to 1987 and encodes 523 amino acids. The transcript is spliced from 16 exons. Gene Ontology annotation, molecular function: protein tyrosine phosphatase activity.